AUGAGUUCAUCCAGUCAAGCGUCCUCCAGAAAAGGCAAGGGUCGCCAAAAGGUGGCCAUGGAAAAAAUUGGAAACGAAAAAAACUUGCAAGUUACUUUUUCCAAACGGCAUUCUGGUCUUCUCAAAAAGGCUAGCGAGCUUUGCACUUUGACCGGUGCUGAAGUUGGCAUGAUUUUUUUCUCGCCUAGUGGAAAGCCUUUUGCAUUUGGCCACCCGGAUGUGAACACAGUUGCUGAUAGAUUCCUCACUGGAAAUACUCGAGUACUUAACCACUCAGAGAAAGUGGUGCAGGUUUAUCGGAGUGAAAAAAUUAUCCAACAGAACCUGGAACUUACCAUAAAUGAGGACGUAAUAGAAGCUGAAAAAAGGCGUCAAGAAGAACUGGAAGAGAAAAAGAAGGGUAGUCAAUAUUCGUUCCCGCGCCCUAUUGAGGAGCUCAGUUACGAAGAACUUGUUCAGUUGAGGGAGUCUUAUGCAAAGUUCAUACAGGAUGUUGCAGUUGAAACGGAGAAACACAAGUCUGGUUUGGUGAGUCCACAUCUUCACGGGACGAAGCCCGACUCUGGGGGAGGAAAGGAUUUUUCAUUUGCUGCUGGUGCCAUGAAUGCUUGCAUAAAGAAGCUCGCCCGGAACCGCCGCCACGCGCCGCCGCCACCGCCACGCGCCACAGCCGAGGGAGCGCCUCAGCCUGCUGAACCUGGAUAUGGGUUCGGUUUCGCCGAAAAGUGGCUGGAUUGGCCGGAAAUCAAGGUUGCAGCCGCGGUUCCUCAACCCCAAAACGCGAUUGCCGUCGGUUUUUUGUCAAAUUUCAGGCCGGGAAAGCUUCAACUAGCUCUGAUACCACCUGUAGGACCGAAUUCCACACCAAGCAGUGCAAAAUCGGGCUCACUUGGAGCUUCCACAACUGCUGCAAUGGUUAUUGAGUUUGUUAUCCUAAAUUACGACUCUCAGAAGCUCGCCCGGAACCGCCGCCACGCGCCGCCGCCACCGCCACGCGCCACAGCCGAGGGAGCGCCUCAGCCUGCUGAACCUGGAUAUGGGUUCGGUUUCGCCGAAAAGUGGCUGGAUUGGCCGGAAAUCAAGGUUGCAGCCGAUCCGCCGGCUUCUCUUCUCCUAUGGAUGGAUACCACACAGGUAAGAGUCACAAAGGCUCAAGCAAUUGGCAUGGAAGACAAAUCACGAAGAAGAAGGCAGAAGAAGAACACGGCAGUCUCUCUUGUUGCUCUCGGGUUCUAUAUGGACAGGUUAGAGUAG
Olea europaea var. sylvestris is the source of this 1254-nucleotide messenger RNA. RefSeq lists its product as uncharacterized. Gene Ontology annotation, molecular function: RNA polymerase II cis-regulatory region sequence-specific DNA binding; DNA-binding transcription factor activity, RNA polymerase II-specific; protein dimerization activity. The coding region runs from base 1 to 1254 and encodes 417 amino acids. The record is from RefSeq and is a predicted model, not a curated record. Gene Ontology annotation, biological process: regulation of transcription by RNA polymerase II. The transcript is spliced from 6 exons. NCBI's taxonomy places the organism in Eukaryota, Viridiplantae, Streptophyta, Magnoliopsida, Lamiales, Oleaceae.